This is a messenger RNA of Cylindrotheca closterium, 1074 nucleotides long. The record is from the annotation of a GenBank genome assembly. Lineage: Eukaryota; Bacillariophyta; Bacillariophyceae; Bacillariales; Bacillariaceae.
AUGCACAUGAACACCUUCCAAGUCCAAGAUACUCACUUUGCAAGCGGUAACCGAUCCGAACACGAUCGUUUUGAUUCUGCAAUGUUCGAACAGCCUUCCAUGGUCAGCCUUGAGUUCCCAUCGCUCGCAUCUGAAGCCAUCAUCAACAACAAACGUUGUGCCUAUCACCGCAAUGCUCCUGUAUUUCCACCUAAGCGUCGCAAAACAGUGUCACCUCUUCCCGAAGUGAAGGAAGACAACAGCUGGAUAGACAACUUCUCGCUGCUGGAUUCGUUCAGCCCCGAAGACUCUUACAACCCUUCCAUUGUUCCCGAAUGUCCAACGAAUCAUCAUCUGCAACAAGAACAAACCUCUUCUGUUACUGAGAUUAUCAAGCAGGCAUUGACCUUGUCCUCUGAGGAUUUCAUGCAUGAUGCACCACAGGUUCCCAUCAUUCCUUCUACAACCACACAAGACUUUGCCAACCAUAACAGCAACAGCAGCAGCAGCAGCAGCAACAAUGGCUAUCUUCACGAUUCCCAAUUGCCAACUGGUAUGAUGUCACAGCAGACUACUAUCAUGCCUCGUCUGCAUGUACGAACCAUCAGUGAAACCCAGAUGGCCGAGAUGAAUGCCUCUACUAAUCCAAGCGCGGUAUCCCUACGUGGUGCUGCAUCACCAGUGGCAUUGCCUCGGCCAAUACCAUCGGUGGAUCCGAGUGAGUUCACCAUUUCCAAGCUCAAGCACAGCAAGGAACCAACAUUGCUCACUCUGACAUCGUAUCCAUACCGAGUUGUCUAUUCCAAUGAAGCCUUUUCCAAGAUGAGCGGAAGCAAGACAUCGGUGAUUGGAGACUCGGUAUUUGAUACCUUCAAGGUGGAAGGCACCCGUCUGCAUCCAUCGCUAGCUACCUACCCAACGCUAGUAGGUCGUUUGGACAACGAGGUUGCCUUGGUCCCGUCGUUUACCGAUGAUCAAGACAAUCAAUACUCGCUACGCUGUGGUAUCCAAGCAUUCCCUGUAACCAAGCGAAACGACUCGAAUGCAUUGCGAUAUUAUGCCAUUCGCUUCAGCCCGCUACAAUUUCCUCAUUAG